Molecule: messenger RNA, 315 nt
Organism: Ambispora leptoticha
Lineage: Eukaryota; Fungi; Glomeromycota; Glomeromycetes; Archaeosporales; Ambisporaceae
Source: the annotation of a GenBank genome assembly
AUGCCACCAGUAGGAGUAACACCCAAAACCCGAUCAAUGAUGCGUUUUCUCUCCAUCGAUCCAGAAAUAUUUCCAUUAAUGGGUGUUCUGCUAACAAUUUUUACCGGGGUCGGGUACAUGUUGGGAAGGAAAGCGACAAAUGUCAAUUCGGAAGGGGAAGGGGAAACGAGCGAUUUCAAAUAUCGGUUUCAUAAGAAUGCCGAUUUGAAUGAACAGAUUCUCGAGGCUCCUAGCGCUGUUGCUGAACAUAAAAUUAGGGUUAACUUGCCGAAAGAGACUAAAGAACGCCUUCCGAAAGGAAUGACUGUUGAGUAA